AUGAGGCUCCAUCACCUCCUGUCAUUGCUGCCCGUCAUCCUCUCCGUCCAGGUUGUCUGUGCAGAGGGUCCCCAAACCACCCAGCAGUACCUGGACCAGGCCACCGCCCUCCUCGGCAAGGGCGAAUACAACCUCGCCCUCCAGAGUUACGAUGCCGCCAUCGACCGGGACCCCUCCAACUACAUGUCGUACUUCAAGCGGGCAGCAACAUACCUGACUCUGGGACGCAACAACCAGGCCUUGGCCGACUUUACAACCAUCCUCAAGCUCAAGCCAGACUUUGGCCAGGCUCUUCUCCAGCGCGGCAAGAUCUACACAAAGGCGGGAGAGUUUACCAAGGCCAAGCAGGAUCUGGAAGCAUACUAUGCCAGCCACCGAUCGACCGACCCCCAUAUAGAACAGGAGAUCCCUGCUCUCUUGGCUUCCUUGGACGAGGCCUCCAAGGCACUCGCCCUCGCCAAAGCUGCGGUUGCUUCAGGACAGACGGAGGAGUGUGUUCGCAUCUUGGGAUCCGCCAUCCUUACAGCUCCUCUCUAUGUUCCCUUCCGGUUGCAGAGGGCAGAGUGCCACUUGGCUCGGGGCGAGGUCGAGGAGUCUGUGAACGAUCUGAACAGAGCCACCCACAACGCCGCCACCAACCCCCAACUCAUGCACCGCCUCUCGACGAUGAGCUACUACUCCCUCUAUAUGCCCGAACAGGCCCUGGCUCAGAUCAAGCAGUGUAUUUCCUUUGACCCCGAGAACAAGCUCUGUAAGGCGCUCUUCCGUAAGAUCAAGACGACCGAGAAGGAGAUUGCCAGGUUGAACUCUGAUCUGGAGCACAACCGCUGGGCGGGUGUGAUCAACAAGUCUAUGGGAGGCGAAAAGUCACUGGUGCGCAACAUUGAGACUGAGACAAAAGCAAUGGAGACCGAGAACAAGGCCGUCGGAAAGAUGCCCAAGAGACUCCUAUUGAAGAUCUACUCUGCCGCUUGUAAAGCAUACACCGAGAACAAGGAUACAACGAACGCAUUGAAGUGGUGCUCGUCGACAUUGUCGCUGGACGAAUCGAAUGUUGACGGACUGGUUGGCAGGGGUAUGGCACACAUGCUGAACGACGACUUUGAGGAGGCGAUCCGCGAUUUCACCAAGGCACAGGAGCUUGCAGGGGGACAGGACCGUGACAUUCACGAAAAGUUGAGCAAAGCCCAGCGCCUGUUGAAGCAAUCGCAACAAAAGGACUACUACAAGAUUUUGGGAGUGUCGAGGAGUGCGACCGAGCGCGAGAUCAAGAAAGCCUUCCGCAAGCAGGCCUUGCUCUGGCACCCCGAUACCUACCGUGGCGAUUUGAGCCCCGACCAAGUAGAGAAGAGGAUGGCUGGUUUGAACGAGGCAUAUGAGGUCCUGAGCGAUCCUGAAUUGAAGGCACGGUUCGACAAUGGCGAUGAUCCCAACGAUCCUCAGGCACAGCAAAACCCCUUCGGGCAAGGCUUUGGUGGUAACCCCUUCUUCUUCCAACAAGGAGGCAGUCCAUUCGGCCAACAGGCUGGCGGCGGCGGCUUCCAGUUUGACUUUCAUUUUUAG
Messenger RNA from Linnemannia hyalina, 1563 nucleotides. Lineage: Eukaryota; Fungi; Mortierellomycota; Mortierellomycetes; Mortierellales; Mortierellaceae. The record is from the annotation of a GenBank genome assembly.